Molecule: messenger RNA, 1314 nt
Organism: Penicillium subrubescens
Lineage: Eukaryota; Fungi; Ascomycota; Eurotiomycetes; Eurotiales; Aspergillaceae
Product: putative sulfate/molybdate transporter
Exons: 1
Coding region: 1-1314 (437 amino acids)
Biological process (GO): molybdate ion transport
Molecular function (GO): molybdate ion transmembrane transporter activity
Source: RefSeq, a predicted model, not a curated record
AUGACAGCCCAAACACUACGCGAGAUCUCCGCGCACAACCUGCGCACCUUCAAGCGCAACUAUGUCUCCGAGAUCUCCGGAUCACUAGGCGACUUGGGCACCUUCCUACCCAUCGCGAUUGCACUGGCCAUAAAUGGCACCGUGUCACUAGCCAGCACGUUGAUUUUCUCAGGAGUCUACAAUAUCCUCACAGGCCUAUUCUUCGGUAUCCCACUCCCCGUACAACCUAUGAAAGCCAUCGCCGCGGUCGCGAUCGCCCGCAACUUCUCCAGCGGCUCGAUCGCUGCGGCGGGAAUCUUCGUCGGCAUUUGCAUUCUUAUUUUUAGUGUUACCGGCCUGCUACACUGGUUCGCUAAUGUGAUUCCUAUCCCGGUGAUCAAGGGUAUUCAGGUUGGCGCGGGCUUGUCGUUGAUUAUCUCUGCUUGUGGCAGUAUGCUCCGCCCGUUGGGUUGGAUUGGGCCAUCUUGGGCGGAUAAUCGGAUCUGGGCUAUUGUGGCAUUCCUCGCGUUGAUUGUUACCAGUGUUUAUCGCAAGGUUCCAUAUGCAUUGAUUUUGUUUGUCGUCGGUCUGGUCUUUGCUAUUAUUCGGACCGCGCUAGCGGGCCAUCUUCCGGCUUUUAGUAUCUGGCAUCCCUGGCUGGUGGUUCCGACUCCCCAUCAGUGGUGGGUGGGUGCCGUGGAUGCGGGUCUUGGUCAGAUUCCUUUGACGACGCUGAAUUCCAUAGUGGCGGUUGUGCAUCUCGCGAAUGAUCUGCUACCCAACGUUAGAACCCCAUCUAUCACCCAUAUCGGGCUCAGUGUGGCGGGUAUGAACCUGCUUGGAUGCUGGUUCGGUGCGAUGCCUGUCUGCCAUGGAUCCGGUGGUCUGGCAGCACAGUACCGCUUCGGUGCUCGUUCGGGUGCGAGCGUGGUCUUCCUUGGAAUUCUGAAACUUGUCAUUGGUUUUCUGUUUGGAGAGACUCUGGUCGAUCUGCUCAAGCGCUUCCCAUCUGCAUUGCUGGGUGUUAUGGUUAUUGCAGCUGGGCUGGAGCUUGUUAGUGUUGGCGAGAGUCUUAAUACUUCAGGGGCUCGGGACCUCAGUCAGGCUUCUGGCGUAUUGGGUGCUGCAGAGCAACAUCUCGGCCCUAUUUGCACUGAUGAGGAGCGUAAGCGCCGCUGGACGGUCAUGAUGGUGACUGUUGGACUGUUGAUCGGGUUUAAGAAUGAUGCGAUUGGCUUCAUCGCUGGCAUGUUGUGCAAUUGGGCAUAUGAUAUUCCUAAAUUGUGGGAGAAGGCGCGUAGUCGCUGGUCGCAGGGACGUCUUCGUCUACGAUGA